This is a messenger RNA of Trichobilharzia szidati, 7356 nucleotides long. The record is from the annotation of a GenBank genome assembly. NCBI's taxonomy places the organism in Eukaryota, Metazoa, Platyhelminthes, Trematoda, Strigeidida, Schistosomatidae.
AGUAAACUUAGUUAGCCGCAGCGAUUAAUUAUUUCGGCUGGUUUGGAGUUUUUGGCAUGUAGACCAGUUUUUGAUGGAAAUAAGCCCAGAAUUAAAUUUUGAUUUAAAAACAGAUGCGACAGAUCCUGGUAGUGCUUCGUUCUCUGAUUCUGGCGUGAGCAGCACAUUUUCUUUUAAAACUAAUGCAAGUGCUUCGGUUUCAAUUAUUCCCUCUCCCCCAUUAUCUGGGUUUCCUGGUUGUAUGGAAUCUAAUGGUUCUCCGUCAAUUGACCAGUCAUAUUUAAACUUUCAAAAUAAAACAUACUCAGGAUUUUCAGACAGUAGCAAUCUACCUAUGUCGGCUAAUCAUCAAUAUCCUAUACCUUCCAGACAUUCUUUUCCUCAGGGUUUUUUAUCUAGUCCCCCAUCAGCAUAUUCUGCAAGUUACACAUCUCCACAUGUCUCAAAUUCAUUUUAUCAACGUCAAGUUCCAUCCACACUUUGUUCAGCUCCGAACAGUAAUUUCAAUUUACCACCACAACUUUUCCCUCCAGAAAUGGCACAAACUUCUAUGCCUUUGAACAGAGAUCAACACAACGGUUCAUUAGAAAACCACUUCAUUCAAAAUCGUGACCAUAAUCAGUUUUCGUUUUCAGAUCACUUCCAUAAUUCUGAUUUACGACCUCUUCAUAUCACAACCUCACCUCGUCAGUUGGGACCUCACAAUAGCCAUACUAAUUUCGGUGACGUUACUUGUGCGGAUUCUAUGGGUAAAAUUUCUCCUCAGGACUCACCAAAUGGUGUGCCUGGAAACUGUGAUCAUCCUUCAACAGCUUGUGGAGCUGUAACAUCUGGUCCUGGGUCAAUGGGUAACUGUAGAGCAUCAAGACCUGUGGAACGUGGUUCUGAAGUUUCUGCAGCCGACAGCAAUUCUAACGUUGGGUCCAUUAAAGCUACUUUUACCCCAUGCAAGGUCUGUGGUGACAAAGCUAGUGGUUAUCAUUAUGGUGUGAUUUCUUGCGAGGGCUGUAAAGGUUUCUUUCGUCGAAGUAUUCAAAAGCAAAUCGAGUAUAAAUGUUUAAGAGAUGGAAAGUGUCUUGUGAUACGCCUGAAUCGUAACCGUUGUCAGUAUUGUCGUUUCCGCAAAUGUCUUGCUGCCGGUAUGUCUAAAGACAGUGUACGCUAUGGUCGAAUGCCAAGACGAACACGUGGUCCUGAUUGUGGUAGAGAUGGUCCCGAGGCUAGUAUGGUUAUGCAGCAUAAUUCUGUCCCAAAUUCUAUGCGAAUCGAUGCAACAGGUGGUGGAAAUGGUGCAGCUGGGGGACAUACUUCAGCGUUUCUUCCCCCGCCUUCAGGUAGUUCUGAAAUGCCAAGUAAUUCAGUGCCAUCAACUACUGGUCGUUAUGGAAUUUGUAGUCGGCCGUCAAAUGAUCAUCUUGGGCUAUAUGAGACUAUACUUACAAUAAGUCAAGCUUAUCAAAACUUCUCUCCGUAUACUGAUGAAAAAAUUAAACUGAUGAGAUGCAGACCGAUUACUCUGUCCAAUGUUACACGUGAAUUUUGGCCUGAAAAAGUCGAUGAACAUCGUUUACGUAUGCAUGAAGAACUUAGCCAACUGUUGGCACCUUGUAUACAACAGGUUGUUGAACUAGCCAAACGUAUUCCUGAGUUUAGUUCACUCGGGCAACCAGAUCAAUUGGUGUUAAUUAAAGCAGCAUUUUUCGAAGUAUGGCUUGUACAAGCUUCACGUUUGAUAUCAACACAUGAUCGUAAAAUAACACUGGCUGAUGGAAAACAAAUUACUAAACAAGAAUUGGAUUUUGUUUAUUCUCCGAGUGUUGUAUGUUCAAUAUUUUCAUUUUCGGAGAAUUUCAAUGCAUUAAUGUUGAACGAUACAGAGAUAGCAUUGUGUUGCGCCGCUGUAAUCACUAAGCCAAAUCGCUAUGGUUUAAUGGAGCCAAACAAAGUAGCCGUCAUGCAGGAUCAUCAUUUAGCUGCUCUUCGUAUGCAAUUAGAACGUAACAGAUCAAGAGAACCAGCUCUUUUUGGACAAGUACGUAAUGUAAUCAGUCAAGUUGCUACAGUUGGUGAUGAAGUGCAACUGUGCAUGCGUUGGUAUCGAGAGAACUGGUAUCGUACACGUUUAGCGCCAUUAUAUGCUGAAACUUAUGAUAUUCCACAUGAAGAAACAUCUACUCCAGCUAUGCCUCCACAAGCUGCAGCUACUGGUGCUCAACAUGCAGGAAAUUCAUAUUCUGUGUGUCCAGAUCUUGUGUCUGUUUGCCCACAACCUGUACCAUACGGUGAAGUUACAAAUUCCAGCAUCAAUUAUGCUUCCUCUUCUUCUUCUUCUUCUUCAGCAGUACCCGUCCCUCAGGCUGUUCACCAUCACUAUCCAAACCAGCCAAUUAACAAUAGGCCAGACUUACCUAUUAUGGUACCUGGUUCAAUUAAUGAAAAUAUGACUUAUGCUAGUAAUGAUAGAAUUCAAGGUGUUGCUGUUGACCAGUGUGCUUCUGACAGUCAAAUGCAUGUUGUCAAUCAUAAACAAAACAUUCAACAUCAAAUUCACCAUCAACAGCAACAACAACAACAGCAUACAACACACUUAACUCCUGAUUCAUCUCAUCUAAGAGGCUCAUAUUCAUCAUCGACAAGUCUAACAUCUAACAAUUCCGACUCAUCUUCAGUCAAUCAGCCACGUGGAUUUACCGGACAAUUUAGUUAUCAUGAUACCGCUAUGAAUUUUAAUCCAUCUAAUUCAAAUACUUAUUCAAAUUCUAGAGAAUGCUCUCCUUCUUCAACACAAACAGUUUCAACUAACUAUUUGGCUGCAUCACCUCAACAACCACAACAACAACAUCAACGGAUUCAAACGCCUAUCUCUGCACUCCAGUCAUCUCCUCAAUUCUCUUGCCCAUCGACGACACUUGCAUCAUCUCAUCAGCGUCAAGUGGUCAGUUCUACAAUCUCUUCAACCGGGAUGACAUCAUUACAAAACCAGUCUGAUCAUCAUAUGAAUAUGAAUGAGUCAGUUGUUAUGUCGGGGAAUAGUCGAAAUUCACGUUCAAACACACCAACAGCAUAUAACAACAAUAAUAAUAAUAAUAACAAUAACGGUAAUACUAGUGCUAUUACCAGUGCCAGUCUUAAUCAUCCAUCUAGUACAAAUGAUGGUUUACAGCCGCCUAUGUGGAUAAAUAUGUCUACGAAUUGUAGUAAUGGGACUAACAAUAGUAACAGUAACAAUAAUGCCAAUAAUGAUCAUAUUGUUGUUAAUUACAAAUCAGAAGUAUCUGCUGAUGAUCUACAUCAACCGAGUCAAUUACACCAGCAACGGACUACAACUACCUCACCAACUUCACAAUCAGAUCUAUUAUCAUCGACUCCGGAUACUAGUCAAAAUGUAAACUCGUUAACAUCACCGAUAAAUGAGAAUAAUUGUGAACAACAACAGGACGCAUAAAUAAAAAAAUACAAUACGUAUAUCUUCUAUUUAUCUAGUAUGGAAUGUUGUAAUCAUUGCUUAAAAUUUCUUACUUCGGAGCUGAUUUUGUGUGAGAUGGAAUUGUUGUUCAUUCGAAGUAGAGGAAAAAACAGGAAAUCAUCGGCCUACUCAUAUAUAUAAUCAAGUGAAUUUUUAUAUUCUCCAAUAUGCAUGUGUAUGCCUUUCCAUGUCUACAAAUUCUCAGGGAAUCCCAACAACCCAUCUAAUCUAUCCAAUCCACCUAUUGUUUGUUUGUUUGUGUUUCUUUUCAAAGUAUAUUUAUGCAUUACAAAAAAACAACAACAACAACAGCAUGGAACUACAUACAAUCACAAUACACUUUCCCGUUUAUCCCACUCACCUGCAGCCCGUCACCAAAUCAAUUGAAAAUCCCUAUUAAAGCAAAGCUUUAUAUACCUCGCCACCCCACCCCAUCCACACAGACACUCACAAAACGUGGUUAACUAACUUCAUCUAAGCCGAUCUAUUACACAAUCAACCAUCAUCUCAGGGAAUAAAGAUAUGUAUUGACUUUUUGUCUUCACUAUUUUUUGGUUUAUUGUCUUCGCUCAGGGAUUAUACUGUGUGAUGAAUUAUCUGAUGACGGAGUAUCACUGUCAUUAUUCUUUCCUCUCCUACGCCCCCGCCCCUACCCUCUAUCUCUCUAUAACUAUAUUACAUAUAUAUUCUCCUCAUCUUCGUUAAUAAUCAUUCAAGACGAUAUUUAAUUAUCGGAAAUCACAACAAUGAUCAUUCUAAAUUCAAUCAAUAAGAAGUAUACACUCUCUAUGUUUAGAAUGGGUUACGGGGGUCUUUCCAAACUGUUUUCAAAGCAUGUGUUGUGCUCUCUCUCAGGGUUCUCAGCCUUCACUUGAUGCUCAGAUGGGCAUAUUAUCUAGUUAACUUGUUAUUACUGUUGUCGCUACAAUCACUAUUACUAUUAUUAUUAUCAUUAUUAUUAUUACUACUUAUUUCCAAAUUCUGGAUAUUUUUUUGACUUGACACAAUUUACUCAGGGAUUCACAUUACUACUAACUGUUUGUUGAGUAGUAUAAAUUAUUAUCAGGAAAUUUUGUAUUUCUAACAAUUAACUAACAUCUGUGUUUGCUUAUGUUAUGUCACUACUACUAUCUCAGGGCAGAUCAAAAAUCUGCAAAACUCAACUCAGGUAUUGUUCAUUUUUUUUCACUCUUUUUUUGUGACUUUUGUUGUUGCUGUUUUUGCUGUUUUGACAAUGACGAGUGCAUUGUUUCAAUUUGUAUUUGUUUAUUUGUGUGUUUUUGUUUUUCUGGUUCUGUUUUGCUUAUUUAUUUUCUCUUGUUCUGCAUAUUUAUUAUUAUUAUUAUUAUCGCUAUGCAUAUAUACAUAUAUAUACAGUUAAUUAUCUAUGACUACUAAAAACGCGGAUAAAGCAAAAUUUCAAUCGUAGUGUUUUGUUUAACCAGUAUAUCUACUUUUUUUUGUAGAAAAGUCAUCGUUUACAAUUAUCGUAUGGUUUUUGAGUUUUUGUUGUUGUUGCCUAUCGUCUACUGAAACCACUAUUCAUCAUGGAAUUUUUCAAGUGACACACACAGUUUAUUCUCUCCCUUUCCCUUUCAAGACUCUAUUUGUCUUUCUAAGUCAUUCUUCACAUACAUACACGCACACACACACGCAGUGUAGUGGUUCGUUCAUUAGGGGGGGGGCUAUUUUGUAGUCAACUAGUUUCUAUGAUAAGUAGUAAAUGGUUACUCAGGAAAUAUGAAAUGACAAUCAAUUCGAAUCCUACUUUUUCUAUUGAUCAGUCUUUGCUUUACAAUGUAUAAUCUAGAAUGCAUGCCUCUUUGUUUCUUUGUUCUCUUCUUCCUAUGUGCUUUCAUCAUUAAUCAAUCAGUCUAUGUUUCAUGUUUUUUUGCUAAUAGUAAUUAUUAUUAUUAUUAUCCUCAAGAGUUAUUCUUCAUAUUGGUUAGUAUCUUCCAAUAUUGUGUCAGUAUCCUAUCUGUCUUUGUCAUUAAGCCUCUGCUAUCAGAUACUGACACUUUAUAUCAAUGUAUAUUUUUCUUGUGGUGGUGGAGAAGUGCGUGCGUGCGUGUGUUUGUGUUUGUCCAUCCCCUUUUAACUACUUUGUAGACACUUCUUAAAUUUCUUUUUUCCUCUUGUUUAUGAACGGACGGCAGCUUUGAUUUCAUUACCCUUUGUCAUUCUCUCCCUCCCUGUCGCUUCCUCCUACUUCUUAAGCAUAUAAUUUCUCAGGGAUCAGUUCAACUCUUGUUCUUUUUUGCAAUAAUUAAAUUAAACUCAGGGAUAAAGAAAGAUUGUUGUGAGGAGGGGAGGAGGAAUAUAUACUUCUCUUCAUUUCUUCUUGUGAUUACACUUUCUCUUUUUUGGCAGAACCAUUCAUAUAUGCAAAACAUCAUUUAAUCUGUACUGAUCACUUCAUUCCAUACAGAAUUUCUUAGCUAUUCUUGUCAGUUCACUUCUUUUUUUGUGUGUGUGUGUGUGUAGAGUGACAGCGUUAACAAACAUUCGGCUAUAAAGGAUAACUAUGGUUACAAACAGCGCAGUAAUUGAUUCAAUCUGUCUAUCUGUCUAUAAAUUCUGCAGCGAAACAUCAAAACCGCACUUGUUUUUUGUUUUGUUUUUUGUAUGCGAUCUGUAUACAAUGGCAUCAGGUGUACAAUGACAUCACGCAUGCCCAGUUUUUCCUCGUUUGGGUUUCUUCUUGCCCUUGUUCUUCUCAUUAUUAUUGUUAUUAUUAUUGGUUAACCUGCUUGAAAAUUCGUAAUUCUGCUUAAAAUUACACUCACGAUUUAUAUUAUUACCAUAAUUAUUAUCAUUAUGAUUAUCAUCACUAUCGCUUAUGUCAUAAUAAGUAAAGUUAUUGUUGUUAAUUACUAUUAUUAUUAAAAUUAUUACCCACUGUGUAUACCUAAGGUAAAUUUUUAUUUUCAUCAGUAUAUAUCUAUUUCAUCAUGUUAUCUACGUUCGCGUGUACUGUGCCGAGCAUCUUUAAGCGCAAAGAACUACACACGCACACACUGAAUCGUGUAAUUUCUCCUCUGACUAUACAUACAUAUUAUUCGAUUGAAUGGGAAUGGAUGUUAGAAGAAGCGAUGAAAUAGGUCUUGCAACACACAUAAAACUCAAUGAAACACAUGCGAAUAAUAAAAACAAAACACAUCUAUUGACUGGGAUCCUAUAUUCUCCUCUGUCUGACAAAUAAUUCUCUUCAUCUAUAUUAUUCUGAUUGCCGAUUUACUCCUGUGUCACCUUCGAUCCCCUUUUUUUCCUGUUUGUGUGUCACUUUUGUCAUCCAUCGCAUACGAAAAAAAGAAAUCAUGCAAUCAUGAAUUCACUACAAUCCAGUAGUUAAUUAAUUAAUUCAUUAAUUCAUUCAUAAAAAGCAACCGACGGUGUCAAAUCUUUAUAAAUUUACUAAUCUCAGGGAGUAUUAAUUAAUUCACUCUAACAUUUAUUAAUUAUGUAAUUUCUUGUUUAAUUUUCCCGUCUAUUCUCUUACGACUAUCUACUACUUAUCUUUUCUUUUUCCUCCCUCUUUUUUCUAAAAAGAAAGAGUUAAUGGAGAAAGAACAGGUAAAAUACAAAAAAGACACUUGAGGAUUUAUUUAGUUGAUCCAGCGGACUGGUUUUUUCUCUCCGAUGCGUUCCCUGUUCUUCUUCCUUUUGUCGACAGUCAUUUAAAAAAAAAUACGUAUAUACAGUUUCAAAAAAUCUAACUGAUAAUAAUUGCUUUCAAGUUCAGUCGAUUCUGUUUUUGUUUGUUUGUUUUUUCUUCUCUUUUGUGUAUCGCCUGUUUUUGGUAUCUUCAGGUCAUUAAUUAUAUUGUUCAUUGAUAAAAGUGAUAUCCAUCGUAUAUAUAUAUAUAUAAUACAUGCGUACCUACAUAUAUA